Galleria mellonella (greater wax moth) is the source of this 558-nucleotide messenger RNA. RefSeq lists its product as uncharacterized. NCBI's taxonomy places the organism in Eukaryota, Metazoa, Arthropoda, Insecta, Lepidoptera, Pyralidae. Bases 28 to 558 code for a protein of 176 amino acids. The record is from RefSeq and is a predicted model, not a curated record. The transcript is spliced from 2 exons.
UAUACAUUUUCAGGUUAUUCAACAAAAAUGAGGUGUCUGGUUAUGUUGGCCUGGAUCCUGGUGGCUGUUCAAGCUGUACCAGUAAAAGAACAUACAGAAAAAAUCGAAUUAGUACCUGAGAAAUACGAAGAACAUGCAGUUGACAAAAUGCAACCAGUAGAAGAACACUCGGUUGAUGAAGAGCAACCAGUAGAGGAACAUUCGGUUGAUGAAGAGCAACCAGUAGAGGAACAUUCUGUUGACGAAGAACAACCAGCAUCAGACUCGAAAGAAGAGCGACAUACCGAAAAUAAAACAAUAAAACUAAAUAAAAAUAAGACAAUAAAACCUAACCGAGAUCCUGAACAAUCUGAUUCUGACACCGUGGGGUUCAUUGUUGUACUCAAAGAUGAAACUCACACUAAACCACGUGCAGAUUUUAAUCAUCAUCUACGACAGUUAAGGUACCGGCUUAGUGAUAUUAUUGAAAACUUGGAUUCAUUGAUAUUUGAAGAUAUGGAGGAAGAAUAUGAAGAUGAAAAAGAAAUCUACGAAAAGGAAUACGAGGAAAUGGAUUGA